Messenger RNA from Cherax quadricarinatus, 14475 nucleotides. The record is from RefSeq and is a predicted model, not a curated record. Lineage: Eukaryota; Metazoa; Arthropoda; Malacostraca; Decapoda; Parastacidae.
AUUGCUUAGGAUAACCCAAAAAAGUCAAAGUGACUUAUUUCCAUUAUUAUUAUUGUACUCUUUAGUUCCUGUUUAUGGCUUAAUAGUUAAUGAUUUUCAUAUUAAUUGUAAUCUGUAUAUCUUAUCAUUAGUGUGUUAUUUCACUAAAACUAGGAAACUCACCUAGACGUAGCUAUCACAGAGGUUUUCACAAUAAAUGCCUCACAAUAUAAUGCAUAUCAAGAUACAUUAUACUUUUUAGUUCUUGACAAGUGUAUGUUGUCUUAACCACAUUAAAAAUUUUUGAUCAAAGGAAAAUGCAAAUGGCAUAGCUUUCAGUUAUAUUAAUUUUAUAAAAUAAUGUUUAAUAUGUGCUAGAUUUCACCAACAGUUUGUAUUGUAUCAUUUUUAAGGCCUUUUUUUUUUUAAACAACAGCUAUAUUGAAUGCACUAGUAUAUAUCAUACCCUUAUACAAAAUUAUGCAAGAUAAGCUUUAUUGAGGAAAUACAUGCUCUCAGGUAUCAAGAUGCAUUAAGUUUUUAAGCUAUAUAAACUUAGCUCUACAUAGUUUUUCAGUUUUUAUGCUAUUUGUCAAAGUUUGAGAGGCUUUACCAUUUGGUGGGGAAGGGUGCUUUCAUGCUAGUUAAAAUCCCUCAAUCUGGGGAAUUGAAGCUACUCUUCCCUUAUUUGUAUCAAACCUGAUUAUCUCUCAUUACCCAGCCCAUAUAUGGCCUCUUUGAGUAAGGGAUGAUGGAGCUCCAGAUGAAAACAAUGUGGGAGAAGUAAAAUUAGCACUUCCUAUAACUCUUCAAGAAAAAGUUUAUACUGUGUGCUUUGACUCUGGCCCUACCUUGACUCUACACCUCCACAGGAAUCUGUGAGAAAUAAAAAAAAUGCUUAUAAAUGUAAAGUUAAACUUAAGUGUAUCUAGCAGCUACUAAAAUAUCGUAUCUUAAUUUACUUCACUUAUCCAAAGGAAACUUAACCUGAUGUAACCCAGUUGAAGCUAACUCUCUUAAUAUAAAACACCCUUCAAGGGAGAUGCCUUGAUACUGAUGAACGGUCUUUGAUCAAAAGAAUUAGAGGUACCCUCCCCUUCCUUGGAUCAAACCUGAUUACCUCCCAUUUCCCGGUUGCUGUAUGACCCCUGCUGGCACAGACUUCCUCGGGAUGAUGGAGAAACAUUACCAGUUUGGCGUUUAAAAUGCGAGUGCUACGAUCUGUGCUGGGAGGAUGUGUAUGUGUUGUAGCAUGUGUAGUAGUGCUCACAACCAUUACAUCCACUCCACCUACAGGUCCUGCUAUCCAUUCCAUUGUCUCGCACAACCUAAAGGAAGAACUAGAAGGAAAGAUGACUUGUGAUGAGGAGCAUUUAGAAAAAUUGGGUUUCAUAGAGAAACCUAAAUUUUACCCAAAGCAUUCAUGGGACAACCUAACCACACCAGUUCUUGCCUCAGCAGUGAGUGCUGGUGAAGCUGUGUGGGUACAGGAGGAAAUACUGGGGCUAGCACAACAAAUUGCCUAACUUGACUGUAGUCUUUAUAGCCUUGAUCUCGCCCCACUUGAUUUUUACAGAAUAUGCAAUAUAUCAUGUGUGGUGGUAACUUUUGACUUCACUACAUAUCCUUCCCACAUCAGGGAUUUACGUCUUAAAGCUUACCGUCCCAUUAUCAUACAGGAGCUGCUGGUGCGUGCUGGAGCUGUGUUGUGGCUGGACGCAGGUGUAAGGUUAGCAGAUGAAUCUCAAGAUACUACUGACUUAAUGGUAGAUUGGAGUGAAAUGGCUCUAAAAAGUGAAGGGGUCUUGACUUGGCCCCUUCCCAAUCCAGCUCUUCUCCCAUCAGCAGCACUGACACAUCCCAACAUGUUCACCUUUUUUAACACAAAGAAACACAAUUAUGAUUUCCAGCAGAUGGGUGAUGCAGGGACAUUGAUGGUGUACAACACAGCAGGUGUCCACCACCACUUGAUGAAGCCAUGGGUGUCAUGUGCCCUCACACACAACUGUAUUAGUCCUAUUGGUGCUCAGGAUACUGGCUGCAGGUAUGACAAAAAACCAUUAUUCCGCUACUCUGGCUGCCACCACUACGAUGCUUCAGCCUUUAAUGUGGCUUUAGGUGUCAUGUUCUCUUACGACACUCGGCCAUACCUGGCUGCAUCGUCCCCUUUCACUCGAGUGUCAAGAAAGCCACAGCAAGAGUUGGAUGAAAUGCCAGGUGAAGAGGGUACUAAUACAUCCAUUAGGGAAAUCUCCAGUAGGAAGUAUAGUGGUAAGAGAACAGUUAAAAUAGUAAGUUUGGACAGUUCCCGCUCUAGCUCUUCUUUUAGGCUGAACCAUCAGAAUGCGAUGACAAAUAUUGGCAACAGAGUACUUGCAAAGGAUGAUGUAAAGUUGGAGGAAAAUGCACAUGAUGAAAAUGAAAGCAGAGAAACUACCAUAAGUAUGCUACACAGUACACACACUGUGACUAGUGUCAGUGAUAAGCUUAAUCAUUGACGCAGCCUGCUUGGUGGCAUAGGCUCAUUAGCAUUUUGCCAUCAUCAUCUUGCAUUAUUUCUACCUCUUGAAUUACUAUUUUGUAAUUUCAUUUUAUAUGGCAGUAAUCACAAAUGUUGUUAUAAUAACACAGUGUGUAUGAUUUAAUGUUAAAAUUAUUUCAUGUACUCAAAAUCAGUGUUUAAGUUACUCAAAAUGUGUACUUGACAAAAGAAACUGUUUUUGGUAGAAGUGGCAGUGACAGCUGUAUUGUUAUUAAUAGUAAUUCUUAUAAUUUUACUUGCAUGUUUUCAGUCAAUCUUGACAAAACUUUAUUUAGGUACUAUAGUCUUUUAAACCAAAGAUGGGGAAAUAAAGAUGUAAAGAAUACACGUAUUACUGAAGUUUAUUGAUGUGGGACUUUGGCUAUCUUUGAGCAAAGCCAGAAACAUUUAAUUUCUGUAUAACACAGCAUUUUCCAGAAAGACCUGAAAAAAUGGUGGGUGAAAGUUUUUCAAGGUCACUAAGAACUCUUCAGUGGUGUUAUGGGAAAGUAACAGGAAAAAUAUAAGAAUUACAUUACUAAUAAUUCUUAAAUAUUCAGUUACUUUCUCACGGCACUGAUGAAGAACCCUUAGUGACCUUUAAAAGUUUUUGCCCAUCAUUGUUCUUUGUUGCUGGAGGGUGUGGUAAUAUCCACUUUUCACAGAGCUUGUAGAUUUUUUGUCAUUUUUAUACAUUAACUUAUAACUGUAAUUACAAUCCCUUACUUUCACCUUUUAUCUUUGUAGUUUUCUUUUCAACAUUUUAUUGGUCAGUUUGCAUUUUAUGAUUUGGUGAUUUUGGGCUCAAUACUAGAGAAAUAACUUUAUCUUUCAACUAAGUCCAAUAUUUUUGUUUCAACCCUCCUAUAAUUAUGGAAAAUAUAGCCAAGUUGCAAUGCUUGAUAGAUGAUAAUAAUUUAUAGCUCUUAAUUGAAUAUUGAGACACUAAACUUCUAUCUGUUUCAGCAACAACAGAGAAUUUAUAUUAAGUAAAGAUGCAACUUGAACUUCGUUUACAAUAUAUUAUGGUAGUGUAAACAUUGUACGUAUUUUUAAACUUAGUUUCAUGGGAAAAUUAUUUUUUUGUUGAUGUACUGUAGUAUCAAGUAUUCGAAAUUUCAUUUCAAGUUAACCUUGAAGAUGUGAGCUACUUGUGAGUUGUUCCCACUACAUUAGGAAAUUACUUUUGACCCUUUUGGUAGUACAAUACAUACAUCAUAUGACAAAUAUAAGCCAAGGGCAGGGGUAUAUUUCAUAACAAAUACCAUGUUCGUGCCACAAUUCAAAUUGGAAGUACAGUGGUACCCCGAAUUUCGGCCAUAAUUCGUUCCAGAAGGCUGUUCGAGUGCCGUUACCGAACGAAUUUGUUCCCAUAAGGAAUAAUGUAAAUUAGAUUAGUCCGUUUCAGACUCCCCAAAUGCAUUACAAAAGCACUUACAAUAAUACACUUACAUAAUUGUUCGAGUUGGGAGCUGUACAAAAUUCAGGGUACCACUGUACAUGAUUUUCCAGAAAUUAAAUCAUUUUUUUUUCCCUCAACAUGCCUGCCAUCUCCCACCAAAGCAGGGUGAUCCAAAGAAGAAACACUUUCACCAUCGUUCACACAUAUUCACUGUCUUUGCAGAGGUGCCCAGAUAUGACAGUUUAGAUGUCUUUCCAAACAGCCAGUAUCCCAAACCCCUCCUUUAGAGUGCAGGCAUUGUACUUCUCACCUUCAGGACUCAAGUUGGGCUAACCAGAAUAAGUGUAUGUAUGCGUAUUCACAUUCAGCUGAGUUUUCUUUUACAUUUCUUAAUGGUUCUUGCUGCUGUAGGAUUUCCCUUCAUUUCCAUGGGUAAGUGGGAUAAAAGCCUUCCUAUGUCAGCAGUGGAUGUUGUAAAAGGCAAUUAAAAAGCUGGGAGCAAGGGGCUAGUAAUCCCUUCUUCUGUAUCAAAAGCCGGACUGCUCGAGUAUGCAUGGGUGUAGUACAGAUGAUAAGGAGUGAUUGAUUCUUAAGGUUAUUAAUCCCCUCACUCUCUCUUACAUAGAUCUCCAUUAUUUAGGCCAGUGGUGCCUAUGUAGAUCUGUAUCUCAAUCAUAGCACCCUCAAAUAUGCUGCGAGUGGUAAAUAUUUGCCUAGACAUGAGACUGUCUGUCGGAUGUGCACAGUAUGACAAAAAAAACCCUGCCCCCACAUAGUGAAUGGUGGAAACAGCUGACCUUUGAUCUUGUGUUUGAGUCAUAUUCUAGGGUUAUUUUCAUAGUUUUAUUAGGUAUUUCUUGAUAUCAGUUGAUAGAAUGGUAGACAUAGAAGUGAAAUGGAAAUGAUUUUGGUCAGUUUCACACAAGCAGUAGCUUGAAAUAGACCUCAGAUUGGUGGAAAUAUUUGAUUUUUGACUAGGUAAUAGGUCGGUAGACAGCAACCACCCAAGGAGGUACUACCAUCCUGCCAAGUGAGUGUGAAACAGAAACCUGUAAUUGUUUUACAUGAUGGUAGGAUUGCUAGUGUCUUUUUUUCUGUCUCAUAAACAUGCAAGAUUUCAGGUACAUCUUGCUCCUUCUAUGUCAACUUAGGUCACUCUACACAUGCAUGUACAAACAUUAUACAUAUAUACAAACCACUCUGGGUUUUCUUCUAUUUUCCUCCUAGUUCUUAUUUCUGCUUAUCUCCAUGGGGAAGUGAAACAGAAUUCUUCCCCCGUAAGCCAUACAUGUCGUAAGACGCUACUAAAAUGCCAGGAGGAAAGGGCUAGUAACCCCUUCUCCUGUAUAUAUUAUUAAAUUUAAAAAGAGAAACUGUUGUUUUUCUUUUUUGGGCUACCCUGCCUUGGUGGGAUACAGCCGAUUUGUUGAAAGAUAUGAUUUUUGGCGAUUUUCCUGAGGAAGAAUAGAAGCCUUGCUACACCUUUCCCCACCAGUCUGAUUGAUGAGUUUUUAUUAGAUCUGCUUCAAUUACUGAGGCAGUCUGAACCAUGACCAAUCAUUCGUAAUUAUAUUUUAUUAGCUGAGAAAUGGGGUGAAGCUUUUAAUUUUUGUGAUGAUGGAUUUGAAAUAGAGGGCAAGUGUUAUAUAGGAGAGGCCUGGGGACAUUAUUAAUGAACAGAAAAAAGAUUGUUUUAGUGGCCCAAAUGCCUAUACAGUAGUGCUUAUUUUCAACUUUGUAAAUUUUAAUUUGUUCUGAUUGUUGAAUAGGCAUUUGGUUGCACCUAAUCAAUAGAAUGGAAGGUAUAUUAGCAAAAGAGCCAGGAAUUGGGUCAGCUUGACACUGGAAUUGGGCUAAAUUAUUAUUAUAAUCAAAAAGAAGCGCUAAGCCACAAGGGCUAUACAGCAAUUGGCCUAAAAUAGACCUCAUAGUGGGCAAAAAUCACUGAUAUAUAAAUUGUGCACAGAUUGCCCACUUCAUGCCAGGGUACUUUUGUAGAGUUAUUUUUGUAGGUUUUCCAUCAAAUUUCACAUUACCUUCAUUAACAAAAUUCUCUACCAUUUUAGAUGCUAAAAUUAUUAUUAUUUUUUUAAAGUCUCAACUUUGCCAGCUUUUAAUUUCAGCAGCUGCAACAGUGAAUGGCUUAAUGAAAAGAAGCUGGAUAUCCUAGCAGUAAGUGAAACAAAGCUGAAAGGGGUGGUUAAAUUUAAUUGGAAGUAAGAGUGGUUAAAUCAGGUGUGUCUUAGAGAACUAGAGCUAAAGGAGUAGUAGCAGUCAUAUUAAAUGACCAGCUGUGAAAAUUAAAGAGAAGGCAUCAAUGUUUCAAUUUGAGAAUUAUAUGAAUUAGCAUAAAGGUGGGAUUUGAGAAGUGGAUUAGGAGAGAAGGGGAUUGGUUUCUCUAGAUGGUGAUGUGUGAUAUUAUCUUGGUUAUAAAUUGGCCUGUAAAAAAGAAGAAUGCUAAGGUGUUGUGGAAAGGAAUGGGAUUAAAUGAUAAUGAAUGUGAUAGAAUGUGGGAGUUUUCAGUUAUUCUUUGCCAAUGACAUGGUUCUUUUGGAAAAUUCCAGAGAGAAAUUGCAAAGAUUGGCAAAAGGAUUUGGGAAGGUGUGUAAAAGAUGGAACUUUAAAGUAAACAGAAAAGAGCAAGGCAAUGAAAGUAAGAAAAUGUAAGCAGUGAAAGACUGCAUAUCAGAUUCAAGGGAGCGAGUAUGGCAGAGCUAGAUAUUUUACCUCCACCAUAUUUUGAUAUUUGGGAGUGGACAUGUUGGCAUAUGGGUCCAUGAAAGACAAGGUGGACCUUAAGGAGAUGGGUGGAGUGUUGAGGCAUCUGGAAAAAAAGAAAGAAUACUUGUGAUUAUUAGGCAGAAAAUUUGGAGCCUAGAAAUUAGAAUUUAGUGUGAGGUUACCAGCUGUAUAAUACAGAGGUGUUCUUGUUGAGGUGGUUUUGGACAUUUAGAGAGGUUAGAGCAGAAUGAAAUGAACAGGAAAAGUAUAUAAAUCUGAGGUGAAAGAAAGAAGGGGUAGGAGUCAUCCUAUGAAAGGUUAUAGGGAGUGAGUAAAGGAGGUAAUAAUUGCUUGAGGGUUGAACAUCCAUUAGGUUUCUCUAAGCAUGUUCCAUUGUAGUGAUUGGAGACAAGUUGCUUUUAUGGCUUGAUGUACUGUUGGAGUGUGAGCAUGGUAACAUUUUUGAAGGCAUUCAUAAAAAUGAGUAUCCGACUUAAAGUCCUGGAGGUGGGAAGUACAGUGACUGCACUCUGCAGGAGGGGGUGGGAAUGUUGCAAUUCAAAGGGUCAUUCAAAUUGUGAUAUGUGCACUUUUAGCAAAACAGUUAUUCAUUCAGUGAAUGAGGGGUGAAUGUACCUUCUAUUUUUGAGUCGCCUUGCCUUGGUGCGAGACGGUUGGUUUGGUCAAGGAAAAUAUUGAGCUGCACAAGAUCAGUUGGGAAACAUCCUCUUUCAGGUAAAAUCAUGAAAUUGAUCUUUCAGAUUUAUUUAAAAAAAAAAAUAUUAUUAAUUUCUUCAUAGGAGAGGUUGACUUUUUGUUGUAUCACUACCAAGAGGUUAAGUUCAGUUUUACAAGUUUUGAUUCAAGGUAAAUCUUCUAGUUUCCAUGAAAAUUUUUCACGAUUUAUAAAUUAGAUAAUAGCUUAAGAAUAUCUUUCUUUGUGAAGUUUGUCUCUUAGUGAAAUGGAAUCCCUUGUGAAUCUGUUAGUCUUUAGAGUUAAAGAAAAAUAUGAGUAGAGAUUGUUUGUUGCCACAUAAGUCAUUGAAAAAAAAAACUUUUUUCUCCUAAAUAAAACCAUUUCAUGAACUUUCAUUUUUCUAUGGUUUCUCAUAGUUGGCAGAAAUUUGAGAAUAGUUUGUAUUUCAGUUAAAUACUUGAGGAGCUUUAAAUAUUAGUCAAGGUAGUUCAUUUUCUCUUUACAGAUAUGUAGGCUUUACAGUAUAGAGUGAGUAUCCUCUCUGAGUAACCAGGUCAACUGCCACAGGUGCUGCCAGGCACCUCUACCCAAUUUUCAGUAGGCCUAGGUACUCGUGAGGACUCCCUUUCUGUAGAGCAUCCUGUAAAAUUUCUUGGGAGUUUAAUAUCCCUUAGUUACAUGGCAGUCCCCAGUAUUUAAUGCCUUUUAGUUGAAGAUAUGUUGUGCAUAACUAGGGGCUGUUUUAAUCUAUAUACUGUACUAACUGCAAAUCCACUCAUAGUAAUAUCUAUGUACUGUACAUACAAAAAUAUAACUUAUUAUUUUUUAUUAUUAUUGCAUUUAAGAAGAAAAAUUACUGUAUAAUUUGUCUGUUAGGUAGUAGAAAAAAUGUCCUUGGUAGUUUGGUAUCUCUUAGUUUAAGAGAAAUACUUUGCAGAACAUUUAUUAGUUCAAGAAUUUUUGUUUCAGUAAAGUGCACAGAUAACCCACACAUUAGAGAAAGAAGCUUACGAAUGUUUUGGUCCGACUUAGACCAUUUACAAAGUCCAAGUCGAACCGAAACUUUGUCAUAAGCUCCUCUCUCCUGUGUGUAGGUUAUUUGUAUAUUGUUCCAGUCAUAGUAUUGUGCCUUGUUUUGUUCCUUAAAUAAAAUUAUUGUAAAUGCUCAGCAUUCUUUUAUUUGCAAUGAACAAACAAGCUGCUUGGACAACAAAAUGUGAGCUGAGCAAUGACACAGUGGAAACUCACUUCAUACUAUGGCUCAGAAUUAGACAUCACAGGGCUAUUUCACAUCAGUUUGUUAAAAGUUAAGAGGUGGGACCAAGAACUGGAGUUUGCCCUGCACACAUUCAAAUAGGUAAUUAAAAGUUUUAAAAACUCUGUAUCCAUUACUGCAGCAUGAGCAAGUUUAAACAAAAUUUACAUAAUUUAUAUAGUCUAUGUGUUUGUGUUUUUUUAAUACAGUACAAUGGUAUCAAACUUGAACCAGUAGCAGCAGGUUGAUAUUAUUUUAUGUGAUAUAGUUAAUUAUCAUGCUGAAUAUUUUGCCCUUUAUAGAAUUAUUAUUUGCCAUACUAUUAAGUUAAGAAUACUUUUGAUUGUAAUGUAAUUAAUAUUGCUUGUUUAGAUGAAAUAGUGUAUUGCCGAAAAGUAUGAAGAGAGAGAGACAGUUACAGGUUAAGCUAUUAUUGGGACAAUGUUUCACUGUGUAGAUAAAAAUAAAAGCUGUCCCAAUAAACUUAUUCUGCAACUUGUUUCUUUGUUUUCAACAUUGCUUAAUACUGUAUAUUAAUAGGCAAUACAUGUAUAUUAUGUACAAUUAUAUUGAAAACAUGAAAAUCAUGGCACAUAAUAUUGUCCAUGUUAUACAUAUGCCGCAUACCUUCACUGGUCAAAAUAUUGAGUUUACCCAUCAAAUAUGUAAUUAUUAUAGUAAAUCAAUUAUAUUCAUGCAUUUUUUAAUUAAGUGGGCAUGUUUAGUACCUGGAAAUAUUAUGAAAGGUGACAAUAACAAUAGAAAUGUAAUUGAUAUCUUUCCUUGUUCAUUCCAUUUUAGAUGUGUAGUUGUGCCUUUGUCCUGUCUCCCAGGUAUAUUUUUCUUUUAUACUGUAGUAAGAAUAUUUAUUAUAAACCAUAAUUAUAUGCCUUGUAAAUUAGAGGAGAGUUAGGCAGCUAUUGUAGUAAACUUUUCUUGCUUAACAUUUGCACAAAAGUUGAUACAUCUUCAGUAUAAGCCCACGAAACACUAAAGCGUAUUAAGCACAAAAAAUUCUUAAGAGUGAGAUUGAGUUUGUAUUAAUAUGUGAGUGACAGCUCACUGUGAGAGUAUUAUAGUCGGCAUCUAAGGUUUCAUAUUCACUUUGUGGGUUUAUUUGUAAAUUAUUGUUUCACUGAUAAUUAUUCUCUCUAGUCACAGUUUAUCUUCAUUACUGCAUUUUUAGGAGUAUGUACUCUAGUUUGGACAUUAAGAAAUUUUAUGUUAGGUAAGAAGACAUAUAUGCAACUAAUGCAACAUUUGAUUGUGGAGGUGUUUCACUCCUGGAAAGUGAGACGGUUUGACAAAACUCCUGGAGAGUGAAACAUUGCCACAGUAAAAUAUCGCAUUAGUUGCACAUGUGUUCUUUUACCUAACAUAUUGUUGGUAAUUCUACCAACAUUAUUGCAAGAGAAUUUUAGUCCUCAUAAUUGUAAUGACUGAUUUGUGCAGUGAUCCCCAACUUUGCAACAGAGAUGCAUUCCAGAGCAAAGCCAAGUAAUCUUUCAUAUAAUUUCAUGUGUUAUAACAAAGAUGCAUUCCAGGGAGAAGAAAUAUUCCAUUAUGCAGUAUAGUUUUCUUGUUAAAUUUCUAGCAUUCAUGGAAGUACUGUGCAGUACGGCAUGAAUGACCUUUAACCCUUUGAGGGUUUCGGCCGUACUAGUACGGCUUACGACCCAGGGUUUUUGACAUACUAGUACGCCUAAAUUCUAGCGCUCUCAAAUCUAGUGGGAGAAAGCUGGUAAGCAUACAUAUGAAAGAAUGGGUCUAUGUGGUCAGUGUGCACAGUAUAAAAAAAAUCCUGCAGCACACAGUGCAUAAUGAGAAAAAAAAAAACUUUGACCGUGUUUUUGGAAUAAAACAGCGACUUUGCACUGUAUUUUCGUAUGGUAUUUAUUGUUGUAUUCUAGUUUUCUUGGUCUCAUUUUAUAGAAUGGAAGACAUAUUACAGAAAUUGAGAUGAUUUUGACUGGUUUUACAAUGAAAAGUACCUUGAAAUUGAGCUCAAAGUAGCAGAAAUGUUCGAUUUUUACCAAAGUUCAAAAGUAAACAAAUCAUGCCAAGCAUCCAAUACAUGUCAACUGAUGAGUCUAAUAUUCUUUCACAAGUGUGCUGAUAUUAUUUAUACCAUUUCUACACUAAUGCAGUAGUCUGCAUAACAGUAAACCUUCUAUUUUUUUGUAAGAAUAAAAAUUGAAAGUGGAAAGCCAAAGAAAUAUAAGAGGGGCCUGGGGAUGUGACUAACGAACAGAGGAAAUGUUAUUUUAGUGCCAGGAAUGUCUUUCUUGUUUAUUCUGGACCCUAUUUGGAAAUUGGCAUCUUUUGAAAUUUGUGUGAAAUUGGCAAAAUUGCUAAAUUCUGACCACUGUAUUGGAUAGUUGAAAUCAGUAAAUGGAUGGUUUCUUGUAUUCAUUCAAUAGAAAAAAUGGAGUUCUAGAGAAAUAGUUAUGAUUUUUGUCGACUAGUACACUGGAAUUGGCCGAAAAUAGGGCUCAAAGUGGGCAAAAUUGCCGAUGCGUAAACAUCGUCGAGACCGCUAACUUCGCGAGAGCAUAAUUAUGUAAGUUUUCCAUCAAAUUUCAUACUUUUGGUGUCAUUAUGAUCGGGAAAAGAUUCUCUAUCUUUUCAUAAGAAAAAAUAGUUUUUUUUCCCUGAGAACAAGUCUCGGAGAUGCCCUGUCGACCCUCAAGGGUCAACAAAACCAAAUAAACACAUUGCUUGCUACCUUGCAAAAUACAUUGUUUGAUAUCUUUAUUAUGCACCCCAUAGCUAUCUUAUUGGUGAUAGCCAAAGGAUUACCUAACACACAUGUUAGGCUUAAAGUUACAUUGGUAACAAACUAUUUGUUGAAUUCAGAACAGUAGUAAUGAGUUAACACAAUUGUGAAUUCAGAACAAGAGUAAUGAUUUAACACAAUGAUGAAUAUUCAGCCGCAAGCAUUACACUGUGUGGUAGUUUUAUGUGGUUUCUAGUAUGAGUUAUGUACAAGUUAUUCUUAGUUAUUACUGCAGAGCAUAUAAAUGGGAGGGGGGGGGGAGAUAGGUAGAUUAGACAAAAUCAAGAAAGAAAGCAAGAGAGUUUAGACAAGUUAGAUAUAUGGUACACACUGCCGAAUUAAAUAACCCCAAAAAUUUAAAUGUAUUUAUUUUCCCAUUAUUAUUAUUAUUACAAUCAUAACUAAGCACUAAACCUUAUUUUCUCAGUAGCAUUAAUUUAUCAUAAAAUAGCCACUUUAGUGUCUAAAAUGCCUAUUCUCUAAGCUUUCGUAUUACAGAAAUCCUUACAAUUUUUGGGAACUUAUGUUGGCUUGGACAAAACUUAGAGAGUAUUGAACCUGGCACAGCAACACAUGGUCUCACUGGCUCACCAAACAUGACUAGCACUGACUCACCUGGCAUAUAUGAAAGAUUACUUUGGGUGCAGGGAGGUGGGGGGGUAAGGUUCUCACCCAAAAAAAAAAAAAUACAUUUUAAUGUAACUUUAGUCAUAUAAAAUUACCGUUAGCAAACUUGUGCUAUUCAGGGGAUUGCUGAAUAAAUUUUCUAAAAUGUGUUCAGCCAUUAGUAUACAUGUAAUGAUCUCUUUAAACUUAUUUAUCAGUAUUCUGUUUUGUUUUCCAACGGCCUAAUUUUUUUUUAUUGGCAUGGAUUUUGGUGUUUUGCAUGAAUAAAGACAUAAGCAGUAAGUGCUAAAAUUUCAGAUAAAUUGUUUUGUCACAUCCAAAAUAUUUUCUAGGCUCUAGUCGGUACAAUUCUUAUAAAAUAUCUAUACAAAUUUCCUCUUCUACUUUUUUUUUGUAUAUUCAUCUUGUAUCAUUGUAAUACUUAAUUCAAGUCAGCAUAUAUUUUCUGCAGUUCUCACACUAGUCUGUCAUUAUUUUUUUUUUAACACGUCAGCCGUUUCCCACCGAGGCAGGGUGACCCAAAAAGAAAGAAAAACCCCAAAAGAAAGAAAAAACUUUCAUCAUCAUUCAACGCUUUCACCUCACUCACACAUAAUCACUGUUUUUUCAGAGGUGCUCAGAACACAAAGUUUAGAAGCAUAUACGUAUAAAGAUACACAACAUAUCCCUCCAAACUGCUAAUAUCCCGAAACCCCUCCUUUAGAGUGCAGGCAUUGUACUUCCCAUUUCCAGUAUUCAAGUCCGGCUAUAUAAAAAUAACCGGUUUCCCUGAAUCCCUUCACUAAAUAUUACCCUGCUCACGCUACAACAGAUCGUCAGGUCCCAGAUACCAUUCGUCUCCAUUCACUCCUAUCUAACACGCUCAUGCACGCCUGCUGGAAGUCCAACCCCUUGCCCACAAAACCUCCCUUAACCCUUCCUUCCAACCUUUUCAAGGAUGACCCCUACCCCGCCUUCCUUCCCCUAGAGAUUUAAAUGCUCUCCAUGUCAUUCUACUUUGAUCCAUUCUCUCUAAAUGACCAAACCACCUCAACAACCCCUCUUCAGCCCUCUUGACUAAUACUUUUAUUAACUCCACACCUUCUCCUAAAUUCCACCCUCCGAAUUUUCUGCAUAAUAUUUACACCACACAUUGCCCUUAGACAGGACAUCUCCACUGCCUCCAACCACCUCCUCGCUGCUGCAUUCACAACCCGAGCUUCACACCCCUAUACGAGUGUUGGUACUACUAUACUUUCAUACAUUCCCUUCUUUGCCUCCAUACAUAACGGGUUUUUUUCCUCCACAUAUACCUCAAUGCACCACUCACUGCACCUUCGGUGGGCUACCCCACCGAAGCGGGGUAGCCCAAAAAGAAAACGAAAGUUUCUCCUUUUACAUUUAGUAAUAUAUAUACAGGAGAAGGGGUUACUAGCCCCUUGCUCCCGGCAUUUCAGUCACCUCUUACAACACGCAUGGCUUACGGAGUAAGAAUUCUGUUCCACUUCACCAUGGAGGUAAGGGGAAAUAAACGAGAACAAGAACUAGAAAGAAAAUAGAAGAAAACCCAGAGGGGUGUGUAUAUGCUUGUACAUGUAUGUGUAGUGUGACCUAAGUGUAAGUAGAAGUAGCAAGACAUACCUGAAAUCUUGCAUGUGUAUGAGAAAGAAAAAAAAGACACCAGCAAUUCUACCAUUGUGUAAAACAAUUACAGGCUUCCAUUUGACACUCACUUGGCAGGAUGGUAGUACCUCCCUGGGUGGUUGCUGUCUACAAACCUACUACCUACAGUUAUUAACCUCAUCCUUCAUAAAUCCAUCCGCCGACACGUCAACUCCCAAGUAUCUGAAAACAUUCACUUCUUCCAUACUCCUCCUCCCCAAUUUCAUAUCCAAUUUUUCUUUAUCUAAAUCAUUUGAUACCCUCAUCACCUUACUCUUUUCUAUGUUCACUUUCAACUUUCUAUCCUUACACACACUCCCAAACUUAUCCACUAACCUUUGCAAUUUUUCUUUAGAAUCUCCCAUAAGCACAGUAUCAUCAGCAAAAAGUAACUGUCAAUUCCCAUUUUGUAUUUGAUUCCCCAUAAUUUAAUCCCACCCCCCUCCCGAACACCCUAGCAUUUACUUCUUUUACAACCCCAUCUAUAAGUAUAUUAAACAACCAUGGUGACAUUACACAUCCCUAUCUAAGACCUACUUUUACCGGGAAGUAGUCUCCCUCUCUUCUACACACCCUAACCUGAGCCUCACUAUCCUCAUAAAAACUCUUUACAGCAUUUAGUAACUUAUCACCUAUUCCAUAUACUUGCAACAUCUGCCACAUUGCUCCCCUAUCUACUCUAUCAUAUGCCUUUUCUAAAUCCAUAAAUCCAAUAAAAAUUUCCCUACCUUUAUCUAAAUACUGUUCACAUAUAUGCUUCAAUGUAAACACUUGAUCUACACAUCCCCUACCCACUCUGAAACCUCCCUUGCUCAUCCACAAUCCUACAUUCUGUUUUUUUUUUUUUUUUUUUUUU